Thelazia callipaeda (thelaziosis nematode) is the source of this 402-nucleotide messenger RNA. The record is from the annotation of a GenBank genome assembly. NCBI's taxonomy places the organism in Eukaryota, Metazoa, Nematoda, Chromadorea, Rhabditida, Thelaziidae.
AUGUCGAUACCUUCUGGAAAAAAAGUUGCUGGAUUUAGACAGCAAUCAAUUGGAGUUCUUGGUCGACUAGUUUGUGGCAAUCAAAGUUUAGCUAAAACACAAGUAAAGUUAUGGGACAAAAACUUAAUUGGUACUGACAAGCAACUAGCAGAAAUUAAGACUGCUGAAGAUGGAAGGUUUAGUCUUCAAGGUGGUCUUGGAUCGAUAUUUGGAAUGAAUGUUGUGCUUAAAAUUUAUCACAAAUGUAAUGAUGGAAUCAAGCUAUGCAAGAGAAGAGUAACGCUUGGUAUUCCUAGCAGUUACAUUACUCGCACAAGUAAAGUGGAAAAGUGGUUCGAUGCUGGAACGAUGAAUAUGGAAUUCGAAUUUCCUGCUGAAGAAAGGAGCUGUCUGAAUAAUUAA